This is a messenger RNA of Acytostelium subglobosum LB1, 2241 nucleotides long. RefSeq lists its product as hypothetical. Gene Ontology annotation, molecular function: catalytic activity. Gene Ontology annotation, cellular component: cytosol; alpha,alpha-trehalose-phosphate synthase complex (UDP-forming). Gene Ontology annotation, biological process: trehalose biosynthetic process. Bases 1 to 2241 code for a protein of 746 amino acids. Lineage: Eukaryota; Evosea; Eumycetozoa; Acytosteliales; Acytosteliaceae. The transcript has 2 exons. The record is from RefSeq and is a predicted model, not a curated record.
AUGAGUAGUGGAGGACUGGUGGCGGCAUUGUCCGGUCUCGAAUCCAACUCAUUCAUUUGGGUCGGAUGGAUUGGCACCGACAUUGACGAAUGCGACAAACAGGCCGUCACCGAUAUGUUGUUGGAACAACAUAAUUGCAUACCUAUAUUCCUCGAUCCUAAACUGUCCGAUGACUACUACAAUGGCUUCAGUAAUGCUGUGCUCUGGCCGUUGUUCCAUUAUCUGCCACUAGACCUAGAGUAUGAUGAUAACCUGUGGCUGGCCUACCAGGCGGCCAACCAAGAGUUUGCCAAUGUCCUUCUGCCGAUCGUCAAGCCCAACGACUUGAUCUGGGUGCAUGACUACCAUCUGAUGUUGUUGCCAGAGCUGAUAAAGAGAGAGCAGCCAGAGGCUCGCGUGGGCUUCUUCCUUCACAUCCCAUUCCCAACGAGCGAGAUAUUCCGAGUGUUGCCCUGCAACAAAGACAUCCUAAAGGGCGUGCUCCAUGCCGAUCUGAUCGGCUUCCACACCUAUGACUAUGGCCGCUACUUCCUAAAGUCUUGCACACGUCUUGUGGGGGUGGAGACUGCGCCCAAUGGAGUCUACUUCAAGGAACGAUUCGUACCGGUUGGCGUGUUCCCUGUGGGCAUCGAUCCAGACAAGUUCAUCAUUAGUCUACAGUGCGAGAAGGUGAACGAGCGCAUUGAAGAGCUCAAGAAGAACUUUAAAGGCAAGAAGAUCAUCAUUGGUAUCGACCGACUGGACUACAUCAAGGGACUGCCCAACAAGUUGCAGGCGAUGGAGUGUCUAUUCCAAAAGUAUCCACAAUGGAAGGACAAGUUGGUGCUGAUCCAGGUUGCAGUGCCCUCACGCCAGGAUGUGGAGGAGUACCAGAAGCUCAAACAGAACGUCGAGGAGUUGGUUGGUCGCAUCAAUGGCCUGUACGGAUCACUUGGACACCAGCCCAUCCACUACCUAUUCAAAUCAGUUGACAUGAAAGAGUUGACCGCCCUGUAUAAUAUAGCCGAUGCCGCACUGAUCACUUCCAUUCGCGAUGGAAUGAACCUUGUGGCCCAUGAGUAUGUCACUUGUCAGACUGGAGACAAGGGUGUACUAAUCCUUAGUGAGUUUACUGGUGCUGCACAAUCAUUACCAGGUGCAAUGAUCAUCAAUCCAUGGAACUCUGAGGAUGUGGCGGAUGCCAUUCACAACUCGUUGAUGAUGUCACCUGAUGAGAAGGAGGUGAAGCAUUCGAUGCUCUUCAACUUUAUCCUAGGCCACACUGCCAGUCAUUGGGGUAAUGGAUUUGUCCGUGAACUAAUUCGUGCAGGUGGUCAUGCCGACAAGUUGAGCGCGACUCCCAGACUGAACAUCGAGAGUGUGAUCGAGUCCUACCGAUCAAGCACCAAUCGUCUCCUUGUCCUGGCGUAUGAUGGUGCAUUGGUGCCACUGUCCACCUUCCCAGCCAAUGCAGCACCUUCAAAGGAUCUGUUGCAAGUACUCGGAGAGUUGUCCAAGGAUCCAGCCAACCAUGUAUUGCUCCUGAGCAGUCGAGACAAGAAGACGCUGGGUCAAUGGUUCGAUGGACUACCAAAUGUUGGACUGUCUGCAGAGUAUGGCUCGUUCAUUAGGAGUGCCGGCGCCACAGAGUGGGAGCAGACAGGACCAUCAUUGGAUGCAUCUUGGAAGGACAAAGUGCGUCGCAUCAUCAACUACUACGUCCUUCGCACGCCUGGCUCCUAUAUCGAGGAGAAUGAAACAUUGUUGACUUGGCACUAUGGUAACGCUGAUCCAGUGUACGGUCAGAUCCAAGCACGAGAGCUACACCUAAAUCUUGACAACCUACCAUUCGAGGUGAUCGUCAGGCGAGACAAGUCAAUAGGCGUACGUCCACUCCAUAGUACCUCCUCGUCUGCACUGAUACGUAGUGUCAUCCAGCAGAAACAACAGCAGCAACAACAACAACAACAACAACAGCGAGAGGAUGAUCUUCAGAUUGUUGUAGGAGAUGAUGAACGUGCUCAAGUGCAGGCAUUGGAGUGUGGACUUGACUUCUUGCUGGUGGUAGGCGAUCCCAAUUCACUCAACAAGGAGGUGAUGCAGAUUGUCUCGAAGGAGGGUGCCAACACUGUACCAAGUGUCUAUACAGUAUCCGUUGGAAAACGAACAACCAAGGAUCAGUUCUACCUCAUUGACGACUACGAAGUACGACUGUUACUUGAGCAACUGAGUAAUGCAAGACGCGAAGAGCAUCCUGAAUAA